This is a messenger RNA of Somion occarium, 2482 nucleotides long. NCBI's taxonomy places the organism in Eukaryota, Fungi, Basidiomycota, Agaricomycetes, Polyporales, Cerrenaceae. The record is from the annotation of a GenBank genome assembly.
GCUCUCUCUAAACACUGCCAUUUGGCAGGUAAUGAAGGGUAGCAAAUGGAUUGAGUGCUCUGGCUGUCUUUUGUUUUGAAAUCAUAAUGUAGUCUUUAACCCUGGAUCUGAGAUACUGGCUUGGCAAAGUGGGUUGUUUUGCUUGCUUGGCAGUGAGUACUUGACUUGUGGUUUUCAACACAUUUGCUUUCAACCUCUGCUGGAGGUGUAGUGCCCCAAGAUUAAGGAGUAAAUGCUUCGUUCAAAUGAAGGUUUGGCUUGUGACUUUGUUGCUAACCACCUCGAGGCUGGAGAGCGCAAUUUUGCACAAAAUCUGAGGGUCUCUCCAAUGGACGUACUAUUGGUUUGGCAAGCCUCUGGCAGCAGACGAACGAAACGACGCAGUAAUACUCAAGAUUCAGAGCUGCGAGCCACGGGCCGUGCUGCCAAAAUCGGCCUUGGCUGAGGAAAAGAAUAAAUCUGCGGCGCUGCAAAUACGCUACACUAUACUGUAACUGUCCGCACUUUUUUCCAGAUUCGACGGUGGGAUUAUUACCACACAUCUCAUCUCAUCCUGAGGUUUGGAUGUUGAGACUCGAAAGUCAAGUCUCUGAUCAACCGAUGAUGUCCGAGCUCGGGAACGACGACACGGUCGAAGGUAGAUGCUCUGCCUUGGAAGCACGGAUUGUGAACCACCAUCUGAGGAUCGCGCAGCUUAAGGACGCGAUCCUGGAGGAGGAAGCAGCCAUCGCUGCCUGUAAAGCGUCAUUGAAUGACCUGAGGCCUCUGAUCAAUGUCAAGUUACACCCAGACCUACUUUCCCAAGUCUUCUUUCACUAUGCUACCGACUGUUACUCCGAGUUCAUAGACUUCUGUCGUGAGCUGGAACGUGCAGGGCGUGUAGAUACCGCCGCGCCGUACGAAUGGUUCCAUGUUGCCCAGGUGUGCCGUUACUGGCGGAAUGUCGCAUUCUCUUCUCCACAACUAUUCACGCUCCUAUGUCCGUACGGGAUUGAUCAGCUUCAUCUAUGGGUGAAGCACUCAGGGACGCUCCCUCUGCGAAUCUUCACAGAAUUUCCAGGCUAUGAUGAUGUCGACUUUGCCGAUUUAUGUGAUAUCGUCAUUGCACUACUUCCGCGUAUGCGACAGUUACAUCUUGACGUGCCGUCGAGUAAAGGCCUUUCGCCCCAGCCUCUCGCAGCUCCAAACGUCACAGUUCUCCACGAGCUAAAAUGGGUCAUGCUUGAUUCAUAUCCGGGCACGUCAACACAUCAGAAUGACCAUCGCAGACUUCUACGCUUCAUCCUCCAGACUCCCAACUCUCAACUCCAAACUCUCGAACUCUCGAAUACCCCCUUGCAUUGGGUGCACACUACACUCCCGCGUACUCUAAGAGAACUAAGGAUUGAAUGCUUUCGUCAUGAGCAAUUUCGGGGGCCAUCUGAUUGGCUCUUUGUGGCGGAAUUGGAAGGCCUGCGACAUUUGCAAUGUCUCAGCAUCACUUCGACAAUAUACCCGUAUGACGAGGACAUGCCACCACCAAAAAUUGCUCAAGUCCAUCUGCCAAGUCUGAAGACCUUAACACUCCAAACAUCUCUAUCCCGUUGUAUUCACAUCAUCGGGUCCCUCUCGUUCUCCCCUUCUGUCGUCAUCGACCUGCUCUGCGAGACAAACAUCACAACAAAGACUGAAAUAACCUCCCUAUUCUCAACGUUAGCACGUAAUCUAUGCACGGCUCAUUCACGCGAUGAAGUCUCACAGUUUUCCCAUUUCUCUGCGAUCGCCAACCCAACCUAUGUAGAAUUUAUGGCUUGGACUUCACUUUAUCCUUCGCAACCUCACAGGAACCAACUUCCGCCUCGCAACACAGCAUCUUUCCGCGUGUCCACUAAAUAUAUGUCGCUGACCGCCAACCCCGAGCCUCCUGCUACCGCUUUCUCGGAACUUGUCCGUGUUAUUGGGCCGAUGCUGCACACAGUGAGAUCGCUUUUCGUCCAUAACGGUUGGUAUGGCUUCAAUGAAGACAACAUUACUUCUUGCCUUCGAACGUUACUCAAUUGCAUGCCGGAACUCGAACACUUGCGACUCUUGGAAGAAAAGGCAUCUAGUAUGUGCGCAGUCCGGCUCCUCACGCCUGUCGAUAACACUUCGUCCGUCUCUUCUCUUCCCCACUUGAUAUCACUCGACAUGCCAAAAUCUGGCACUGACGAAUCUAUCACAACAUUGACCGACUUGAGGGACGUCUUAAUUCAACGACGACGUGAAGGAUAUGGUCCUCGAGUUCUUGGUUUCGUCAAUGCACUUACCUACGGUAAUGCAUAUGACCAACAGUGCCUCGAUUUGUUCAAAGAAAUUGUCGACGUAGAAGUUCUACCAGAUCAAUAGAGUGAUAUGUAUCUGACUCGGUACGGUCCAACAGUGUUUCAAGUCGCAACUCCCAGGCGUGCUGGAGUACGGUGUAACUUACAUGAUUCCAAUUCACAUUUUGCACUGAUAAUGGCAC